This is a messenger RNA of Amblyraja radiata (thorny skate), 5418 nucleotides long. It is a transcript of the gene pde3b, whose product is annotated as phosphodiesterase 3B. Gene Ontology annotation, molecular function: 3',5'-cyclic-nucleotide phosphodiesterase activity. The transcript is spliced from 16 exons. The record is from RefSeq and is a predicted model, not a curated record. NCBI's taxonomy places the organism in Eukaryota, Metazoa, Chordata, Chondrichthyes, Rajiformes, Rajidae. Gene Ontology annotation, biological process: signal transduction. Bases 124 to 3474 code for a protein of 1116 amino acids.
GCAGCGAGGAGGAGGAGGAGGAGGCGGGGCCCUUCCACACUCUCAGUGACAGGGAGGGAGGGAGGGAGGGAGGGGGAGGUGGAAGACACCCGAGUGCGCAAUAGGCGACGAGAUCCCUCCAACAUGGCGAUGAGGGAGGAGGGGGAGUCAGCGGCGGGCAAGAGGCCGGAGGAGAGCGGCCGCAACGGCUACGUGAAGAGCUGCGUGAGCCCGCUGCGGCCGGACGGCGGGCUGUCGGUGUGCCGCUGGUGCAGCUGGCAGCGCCUGGGCUUGGCGCGUCGCGGGUUGCCGGCAGCCGGCUGCCGCUGCGGCUGGCUGGGGCUGGGGCUGGGCGGCGGCGGCGGGGCCCUGGCGCUGAUGUUACUCUCUGUGCUGGCCCGCCGCUGCCCCGACUCCCAGCUCGUAUGGUCGUCGCUGCACAGCCUGCAGGCGGCCUGUGCCGCCGCCUUCCAUUCGCUCAGCCCGCUCUUCAGCAUCUGCUGCGCCUUCUUCUGGCUCACGUUCUACCUGAGGAAGAGCCGGAGGGACAGCAGCACGGCGUGGCUGCUGGCACUGCCACCAUGUUGCUACCUCGGGGACUUUGUGGUGGUGCAGGUGGUGCUGGGCGAGGAGCGGCUGCUUCUCUGCAGGUUGCUGGCCCCGGCCGCCGUGCUGGGCUGCGUGGGAUUGUUGACACUACUCUCCACUCUGAAAGUGAAGCAGAGCGUCCUGAUCCUGCUCUUCUCCAGCGUGGUUCGCCUGGCCUCCAUCACCAGCCUGCUCGCCCUGCCUGCUGCCCUGCGACCUCUCUUGGCCUGUGGCGUCGGCAUGCUGGGCGCCGUGGUGGCCGUCUACUUCGAUCACUUGUUUCCUCGGGAAACCCGUCGCAGGACUGCCCCAGAAGAAAAGAUACCGGUGAUCAAACCCCGCAGGAGGUCGAGCUGUGCCUCUUUGGGAGAAACAUCAACCAACUAUUACGGUGGUAGCAAGAUGCCCCGGAGGACGUCUCUGCCUUGCAUAUCGAGAGAGCAGAUGAUCCUAUGGGACUGGGACCUAAAGCAGUGGUUCAGAAGUUAUCAAUAUCAGAAUUCUAGCAGUGGGUGUGGUGUGGAUCUCGCUGUUAUGGGUGAGGCACAGAGCUUGGUUACAGACCUACUUGCUGACCCUUCAGUCCCAUCUAAUAUGGCCUCAUCACUGCGAACUAUCAACAGCCUAAUCGUAUCCCAGCUCACAUACUCGAAUACACACCGACCACGAGUGAACCCCCUUACAUCAUUCUCCGAUUCUUACACCUGUUCAGAAAUGGAGGAUUCAUCAGAUAAAGGGGAAAGAAUGUUUCCAAAGCGUUUGAGAAGAAGUUUACCGACUGGACAGCUAAGAAGGAAUACAGGAACAUGGACAACUACCACAUCAGCAACUGGCUUGCCAACAAUGGAGCCUGCUCCUUUGAGGUGGGAUCGGAACAAUAGCAUGAAACUGCACCUAGAGAGUGGGUCAGUGAGUGGUUUAGGUAUAGGUUCACAAGCAAAUGGACCUUCCAGUUCAAACUUGUUGACGAUUCCCAAAUCUCGAUCUGCAUCCUUAUCUUUAACAUCUCACCACAUUGGACCCAGACGAGCAGGUACCUCUCCUAGUCUCAGUCCUGUGAAUUCCCCAAAUCAUGGACCAGGAGCAGUUACAAGUUUUAACCGGUCACCAGUAGAAUUUCCUGAUACAGCUGAUAUUUUGACCAAACCCACUGUGAUUCUCCAUAAGCCAAUUGGAUACAUGCUUAGUUCUCCAGACUUUCAACAAUCAGUUAGAAGCUCAAUACUCUGCAGCAGUUGUGGCCGAUAUGUGGCUCGACCUGUUCAAAAUACCGAUUUGCAAACUGUUGCAGAAUCACCACAUGUCAAGAGAACAGAUGGAAAUAAUGAAAAUGCUGCUGGUAGCAAUGAAUCAAAACGCUCAAAAGAUACAGUGGGAGCAGAAGGUGAUGAGCAACUCGAAAACAAAGCAUCCAAGAACUUUACAAAUCAUGAUGAUCAGCUCAUUGAGGGACAGAAUAAUAAAUCUGGGCAGGAGCCAGACAUUUUGGUUGACCCAACAGAUACACAAAGCACAGGGCGGUGCAUGGAUAAGCUAAAUAGUUGGAAUUUUCCCAUUUUUGAACUUGUGGAAAUGACAGGAGGACAAUCUGGAAGAAUACUUAGUCAGGUCAUUUAUUCCCUGUUUCUUGAUACUGGCUUAUUUGACCUUUUCAAAAUCCCUGUUCGGGAGUUUAUUAACUAUUUUAGUGCACUGGAGAAUGGUUAUCGUGACAUUCCUUAUCACAACCGAGUCCAUGCCACUGACGUGCUUCAUGCUGUUUGGUACUUAACAACAAGACCCAUUCCUGGAUUCCAGCAAAUAAACAGUGAUCAUGUCACAGGAAGUGACACAGAUUCUGACAGUGGAAUAUCUCCAGGCCGGAUUGCCUAUAUAUUUUCCAGAAGUUGUACUAUUACUGACGACAGCUACAGUUGCCUCGCAUCAAACAUCCCAGCUCUGGAGUUGAUGGCACUUUAUGUUGCAGCUGCCAUGCAUGAUUAUGAUCAUCCUGGGCGUACCAAUGCAUUCUUAGUGGCAACAAAUGCACCUCAAGCUGUCCUGUACAAUGACAGAUCUGUCUUGGAGAAUCAUCAUUCUGCUGCCGCAUGGAACCUAUUUAUGUCUCGUUCGGAGUUCAACUUCUUGGCAAAUCUAGAUCAUGUUGAGUUCAAACGGUUUCGUUUCUUGGUGAUUGAAGCAAUUUUGGCAACUGAUCUGAAAAAACAUUUUGACUUCCUUGCCGAGUUUAACUCCAAGAUAAAUGAAGUUAACAAUGCAGGAAUCGAUUGGACCAAUGAGAAUGAUCGUUUAUUAGUGUGCCAGGUGUGCAUUAAACUGGCUGAUAUCAACGGUCCCGCCAAGAGAAGGGAACUGCAUCUACAAUGGACAGAAGGCAUUGUCAACGAAUUCUAUGAACAGGGUGAUGAAGAGGCAAGCCUUGGGUUACCGAUUAGCCCUUUUAUGGACCGCUCUUCACCGCAGCUGGCAAGGCUGCAGGAAUCUUUUAUAACACAUAUUGUAGGGCCUCUGUGUAACUCGUAUGAGGCCGCAGGAUUACUGCCAGGUCAGUGGGUGGAUGAAGAGGAUAUUGAUCCAGAAUGCGGCGAGGAUGAUGAUGAUGAUGAGGAUAUGGAAGAUUUCGAAUCUGAAGAUGAAAUUGAUGAUGACGAUCUUGAUCUCCAAAGAAGACAUAGGAGGAAGAGGAAACGGAGACAGAGAGUUUUUUGCCAGAUUAUGCACCACCUAACUGAGAAUCAUAAACUGUGGAAGAAAGUAAUAGAAGAUGAGGAGCAUGAACAGCAACGCAAGUCAGAGCUAAAUCUGCAACAGACAGAUAGUUCAUCCUUACCUCAAACUUCGGAUGACAUCCAGGUAAUUGAAGAAGCGGAUGAGGAGGAAGAGAAGCAACAAGCGGAGGAGCAGUAGUGCUGAGAAGAUACAAUGCUAAAUAAAUAACAUAGUGCUGACAUUAGAAACUGUUGUACUAUGUUAAAAGGCCUUAUUACUGUGAGAGGGUUCUGGCACUCACCAGGAUCCCAGUCCUAUGCACUUUUGCCCAUGGAAAGGUUUGAGUUUGUAUACCAUGAAUCAAAGCCCAUUGUGCCAUUUGGUGUCCAGAUGUUUUCGUUCUGAUGCUGCCUUGCAGAAUAAAGAGGUGCUCAGUUUCCAUGCGGUACUGGAGGAUGUUGCAAAAACUUCAGCUUAGCAACUGCUGUUACCAAAGUGAACUGAAAGUUUACCAUUUUCCGUUAUUAAGGAGGAAGGUGGAUUUUAAGCAUGUAUCACAUGUCGGGUGGACUUGAAAUCUGCAGGUUGUACCUGUCGGAGGUCAGAAUGGAGUACUGCGGUAAAGAGCCUGUUAUAAGGACCCUUGUUUUUGUUUCUCUCUAAAAUAAUCUGAUUUAAUGCAGGUAACAGAUAUCAAAUCCUUGUCUCAUUAUAUGACUGAAAGAAAUGUUAGAGUGACUGAAAAAUCAAGCUGCAUCAUUUUUCUGAUGUCUUUUAAUGUUGUGUACAAAUUGUCUUGUUUGGUUUUUGUGCUGGAAGUACUCAGAAAUGUGCAGUGGCCAAGCGUUUCAGUUUGCUCAAACUUCACCGUAUCAUUGUUCUGUGAUAGAACACAGGGGUGAUAUUAAUGAUGAAGGGAUUCCCUUUAAUGGUAUAUUGGUUUUUUUCACUGCAACUCAGGAUCCAUGCAAAGCUACGAGAAGCAAUGCCAUUGGGGGGGACGGUGGGGAAGUCAAUUGACAAGUAAAAACCUUAAUCCAUUUUUAGUUGGAAAGUUAAAUUGACCUUUCAAGUCAUGUAUCAUAAACAAGCUUCCUCACUUAUGUAUCUGCAUUGCUAGUAAUACAAGUUGGUUAUUGCACAUCAUCAUGCUGAAAGGCUGCUGUGUAUUGCAGUCAGUAUACUAUGGAAAUAGUAUAAUUGCCAUAUGGUUUCAGUAUGAUGGAAUAUGGCAUAUUGUAUAAUAUGUGGUUCCACUAUUUUCCACAAUAUAAAUUCUAGACAUUCCACAAGGGCAUCGUACUGCUCCGAUGUAUUUAUCUGCAAACUCAUCCAGUGUAAAGGUGGUUGCAAAAAAAUGCAUGUACAGCUCUUACACAAUAUUUGUAAAUUAGUUUAGGCUGCGGGUAUGUAACUUUCUUAUGCAGACUGUACAAAAUAGUUACCAACAGUUGUGCACCUUUUUUUCAUACCAAACAGAUGUUUUCAAUUAUGCACAGAUAACUACAUUAUAAAAAAAAUCAUCUGAAAUCUUUGUAUUAAUGGAUUGUAUCAGAAUGCAUUUGUACAUAUUGAGCAGUUGAUACAAUUAUAGAGACAGUAAUUUCCUUAAGAUGGUUGGAAACUUUACCCAUCACCAUUAGCAAGCAGAUGACCUGUAACACUGACAAAAAAUUGUAUUGUUUCUUAAUUUCUGCAACAAUAGUUUGUGUGCCUUUUUACAGCCACCUACAAUAUUAAUACCCUCUACUUCAAAUUUGCUACAAGGUCAUGCUGAACUGUGUCCUCUUAAAUCAGAAUUCUUAAAUUUGUACACCGCUAAUAAGCAUAUGAUGUAUCAGGCUAACUUCUCAGCGACUGAUGCAGGCAAAGGCGAAGGGACUAUAUGGUAGUUGACUGACAAAAUAAGAAAAUAGUGAAUCAGAAUGGAUGCUCCAACCAAAUCUUGUGUUAGCUAUGCACUAAAUGCUAAAAGUUGAACACCUCAUCACAGCACAUUCUGUAUGUAAUUUAUUCCAUUAAAAAACUCAUGAUUUUUAUGUCUGUAUGUAUGUGUAUAUUUUGAUAUAUGCAUAUAUAUACAGUUUGAUGGUUACUGUCCAUUUUGUCUUAAUUGUAUUUAAAUACUUUAAAAAAUGUGAC